Molecule: messenger RNA, 1401 nt
Organism: Cyphellophora attinorum
Lineage: Eukaryota; Fungi; Ascomycota; Eurotiomycetes; Chaetothyriales; Cyphellophoraceae
Product: phosphoribosylaminoimidazole carboxylase
Exons: 2
Coding region: 1-1401 (466 amino acids)
Biological process (GO): 'de novo' IMP biosynthetic process
Molecular function (GO): phosphoribosylaminoimidazole carboxylase activity; ATP binding; metal ion binding
Source: RefSeq, a predicted model, not a curated record
AUGGACAGUCACGUCGUUGGCGUCCUCGGCGGAGGACAGCUAGGGCGCAUGCUGGUGGAAGCAGCCUCACGACUGAACAUCAAGGUGGCCGUUCUUGACGCUGAAAAUGCCCCAGCCAAGCAAAUUAACGCCGUCGCAAAUGACCUCCACGUAAACGGUUCUUUCGCAAAGGCGGCAGACGUGGAGAAGCUGGCAGCUAACUCAGAUGUCAUCACUUACGAGAUCGAACAUGUCGACACCAAGAUCCUGGAGGAGCUCGAGGAGAAGCAGGCCACUAUUCCUGGUACGCAAUGGAAUCGGAUACAGCCCAGUUGGCGGACUGUCAAUUGCGGUCGCACGUCGGAACCGCAGGGUCUGAAGGAGAUUGCGGAUAAGCUAGGCUACCCUUUGAUGCUGAAAUCCAGGACAGAGGCAUAUGAUGGACGAGGCAACUAUCCAGUCAAGACGGUCUCGGACAUUGAACCUGCCCUGAAGGCUCUUGCAGAUCGACCUCUAUACGCAGAGCAGUGGUGCAACUUCACAAAGGAACUGGCUGUAAUGGUCGUAAAAACCUCACAAGACGCCUCCAAGGACUACGAGUCCUCAACGAUCGCAUAUCCGACUGUCGAGACAAUACACGAAGACAGCAUCUGCAAGCUCGUCUACGCCCCAGCCCGCGAAGUCCCCCGAAAAACGCUCAAAGCCGCACAAGACCUCGCCCGCCGUGCGGUCUCAACAUUCACCGGCACCGGUGUCUUCGGCGUCGAGCUCUUCCUCCUGCCCGACGACACCCUCCUCAUCAAUGAAAUCGCGCCCCGACCACACAACUCCGGCCACUACACAAUCGAAGCCUGCCACAUGUCACAAUACGAAGCCCAAGUCCGCGCUGUCCUCCCCGACCUCGCCCCCACCAUCGUCCCCGGCUCAACAGACCUAGCCGUCCCCGCCGCUAUAAUGCUCAACAUCCUGGGCGGCCCUCAACCCGACUCCCACCUCCUCGUCGCCAGACAAGCCGCCACAAUCCCCGGCGCCCGCGUGCACCUCUACGGCAAAGGCGCGGGCCGGCCUGGUCGCAAAAUGGGCCACAUCACCCUCACCGGCUCCUCGAUCUCCGACUGCGAAACCCGCAUCCACCCACUCAUCCAACUCGUCGACGCCCUCCGCGCCAACCGCACUAACGCCUCCGCCGACCACAGCCUCCUUAUCUCCUCCGCUGCAGACCUCCUCAAAGCAAAUCCCGUACCAAAACCAACCCCGAUAAUCGCCGUAGUGAUGGGCUCCGACACGGACCUCGCGACCCUCAAACCAGGCUCCAAUUCCUCGACGACAUGGCCAUCCCCUACCUCGUCACCAUCACCUCCGCACACCGCACGCCACAACACAUGCUCGACUUCGGCAAGUCCGCUGCGUCGCGAGGCAUAA